Messenger RNA from Erigeron canadensis, 1029 nucleotides. Its product is annotated as coronatine-insensitive protein 1-like. Lineage: Eukaryota; Viridiplantae; Streptophyta; Magnoliopsida; Asterales; Asteraceae. The transcript is spliced from 3 exons. The record is from RefSeq and is a predicted model, not a curated record. Bases 1 to 1029 code for a protein of 342 amino acids.
AUGUCCGCACAAUGUGACGGCGGCGGGGGUAGUGAUGGCGGAGGUAGUGUUAGUGACGGUGGUGUGGGCGGCAGGGGGGCGGUGAUGGGGACGACGAUGGUGCUGAAUGUAAAAGAAGAAAUCGGAUCAAUAUUAAAGACGCGGAAUGGUUACACGAGCUGGCUGGCUUUGCAUAAUACCUGUUUUGAGAGCUUGACGUUCCACAACCCGGUUAUUGAUCUUGAUGUUAAUGACCUGACACUUCUAGCAAAGAAUUGCAGUCAAUCUUUGAAAUGUGUGAUCAUAACCAGCAAAUUCCGUCUAGUGGAUCUUAAAGAUUUCUGUAACUCUGCUGUUAUGUUACAAGAAUUAUUUUAUGGUGGUGACCAUUGGGCCAAAAAGGAGGACUACUACGUACGCUGGUGUCCUAAUUUACAAUUUCUGUAUGUUAGUGGUGUUUAUGGGAACAACGGAUUGCAACUAGCUUAUUGCCCGGAUUUGCAAGCGAUUUAUGAAAAGGAUGUGUCAGACAAGGGUCGCAUUAUACUGGCGCAAGGAUGUCUUCAACUCGAAAAAAUAAGUAUCAAACUCAAAGAUAUCUCAGAAGACGCACUGCGGUGUGUAGGAGCUCAUUUAAAGAACCUGAGAUGGUUCCAUAUGACUUCACUUGACAAGACAAAAAAAAGUCUUAUUCCAGCGGAAGGGAUCCGAGCUCUACUAAUUGGUUGCACCAAACUUGAAAAGCUAUGUAUUAACCUUGCUCACAGCCGUCGUUUGACCCCUGAGGGUAUGGGAUAUAUCGGGGAAUAUGGUCAUCAUGAGUUAAGACGUCUCUCUCUUUACUUUUCAGACUUAACCGAACUUAAGAUAUUAUCGACAAAAUUACGCGUGUUGAGAAUAGAGGAGUCCAAGUUUAGCAAGGAAGAAGAUUUGAGUUUUGUGUUUAAUAGUAUAACUACACUAAGGUACAUAUACGUUUGGGAUGAGGAAAAUGGGGAGUAUUUGUCAUCGACUCGUCCAGAUUUUGAGCAAAUACAAGCACUUCUCUAA